AUGGAGAAGCUGCAGGAGCUGAGCCUCGUGUCCAAGGUGUGCCAGGCGCUGGAGAACCACCUGGGCAUGAGCGACAAGACGCUGGCCGAGUUCGUGAUCGACCUGGUGCGCGGCAGCUCCAGCUGCGCCGCGUUCCUGGCGUCCAUCAAGAAGGACGAGCUGCCGCUGCCCCCCGCGCUGGCCGAGAACCUCUACCGCAUCGUGCAGACCAUGGCGCCGCGCAAGAUGACUCAGGGCAAGAACGCGGCUGCAGGCGGAGGCAAGGCCAGCAGCAGGAAGCACCAGAUCCGGGACGACGAGCAGCUCACGGCCGCCGACAUCGCGGGCGCUUCUGUCCAGGACGACGAGGGCGACGCUAGGAAGAAGGGAGACGCCAAGCCGUCGCCUCCGUCUUCUGGGCGUCGAGACACAGAGCGUGACUCUAGGGCCAGAGAUCGAUCCAGAGAGCGCGACCGCUACGGACGAGACCGGAGUCGCGGCCGGGAGGAGGAUCGAGGCCGGAGGAGCCGACGCUCACGGUCCAGAUCCCGGUCGGAAGGAAGGAGACGCGAUCGCCGUGACAGAGACAGAGGCCGCAGUCGUGGACGCGAUCGAGACGACCGCUAUGGGGAGAUCGAGCUGUACGGCAUCUAUGACGGCCGUGUGACCAAGGUCAUGGACUUUGGUGUAUUUGUGGAGCUGGAAGGCUUUUCGAGGGAGAAGAAGGAGGGACUCGUGCACGUGUCGAACCUGUCGGCGAACCGAGUGCACAAUGUUAAGGAGUUCGCCAAGCGCGGGGAUCGCGUGAAGGUGAAGCUGAUUUCCAUUUCCGGUGCGAAGCUGUCGAUGUCCAUGCGGGAUGUGGACCAGACGACUGGCAGAGAUCUCAUGCCCCAGCGCUCGAGCAGCGGCGCCGAGCGUGCCCGUCAGGAGAAUAAAUCGUCGGACGCGCGGUCGUGGAUCAAUCCGUCUGCUCCUGGUAUGCAGAGCUCCCAGCAGCUAGAUGAAGAUGACAGCAAGCCACAGCGUGCUGCUAAGCGCAUGUCCUCGCCUGAGCGGUGGGAAGUGCAGCAGCUUAUUAACUCGGGUGUGCUCUCGGUUGAAGACUACCCGACGUUUGAUGAAGAGCAUGGACUGCUAAACACAGAAGCCACAGAAGAGGAUUUCGAGGUCGAGCUGAAUGAAGACGAGCCGGUGUUCCUUCGUGGCCAAACCCAAAUGAGCCGCGAAAUGUCGCCCGUGAAGAUUGUGAAAAACCCGGAUGGGUCGAUGCAGCGUGCCGCCAUGACGCAGUCUAACCUGGCCAAGGAGCGUCGUGAGCUCCGUCAGACUCAGGCCAACCAGCUAAUCGAUUCCAUCCCGAAGGAUCUCAACCGCCCUUGGGAAGACCCGAUGCCUGAGGCUGGUGAGCGGCAUUUUGCUCAAGAACUACGCGGCAUUAACAUGGGCUCGACGUUCGAGCUGCCUGAAUGGAAGCAGAAAUCUGUGGGAAAGAACCUGUCGUACGGUAUCGUGUCAAACAAGUCCAUCCUGGAGCAGCGCGAGAGUCUUCCGGUGUUUAAGCUCAAACGCCAGCUGAUGAAGGCUAUCGCUGAUAACCAGGUUCUUGUGGUCAUCGGCGAAACAGGUUCUGGCAAAACCACUCAAAUGACUCAGUACAUGGCUGAAAUGGGGUUGACGUCUACGGGAAUUAUUGGAUGCACGCAACCGCGUCGUGUGGCUGCUUCAUCCGUGGCGAAACGUGUGGCUGAGGAGUUUGGUUGUGAACUGGGACAAGAAGUUGGUUACUCGAUGCGUUUCGAGGAUGUCACAAGCCCGGAGACUGUGAUUAAGUACAUGACUGAAGGUAUGCUCUUGCGUGAAUAUCUGGCAGACCCUACGCUGUCAAAGUACAGUGCUCUUAUGCUGGAUGAAGCUCACGAGCGAACAAUCAACACGGAUGUGUUGUUCGGUCUGCUGAAAGACCUCGUUCGCAAGCGGAAAGACCUCAAAAUUAUUGUGACGUCGGCCACGUUGGAUGCCGAAAAGUUCUCGAGAUAUUUCUUUGAUUGCCCGAUUUUCACAAUCCCUGGACGUACGUUCCCCGUGGAGAUUUUGUACACUAAGGAACCGGAACUGGACUAUUUGGACGCUUCACUGCUCUGUGUCAUGCAGAUUCACUUAUCUGAGCCUGAAGGAGAUAUUUUGCUGUUUUUAACUGGUCAAGAAGAGAUUGAUACGGCCUGUGAAGUGCUGUAUCAGCGUAUCAAGGCUUUGCAAGAGCGUGCAUUGGCCCCAGAGCUUAUUAUCCUUCCCGUGUAUGGUGCGCUUCCCUCCGAAAUGCAGUCACGUAUCUUUGAGCCUGCACCGAAGGGUUCACGAAAGUGUGUGGUGGCAACGAAUAUUGCGGAGGCAUCCUUGACGAUUGAUGGCAUUUACUAUGUGGUGGAUCCUGGCUUUUGCAAGCAGAAUGCCUUCAACUCCAAGAUUGGAAUGGAUUCUCUGGUCGUUGUUCCAUGCUCCCAGGCAUCAGCUCGCCAACGUGCUGGACGUGCUGGACGCACAGGUCCCGGUAAAUGCUACCGACUCUAUACCGAGAAUGCGUACAAGAAUGAAAUGCUGCCGACAACUGUCCCCGAAAUUCAACGAGCAAACCUCGGCUCUGUCGUGCUGCAAUUGAAAGCGAUGGGUAUCAACGACCUCAUGGGCUUCGACUUCAUGGACCCACCCCCACAAGAUGCUCUCGUGAUGGCUCUGGAAAACCUGUAUGCGCUGGGUGCGUUAGAUGACGAAGGGUUGCUGACGCGAUUAGGAAAGAAGAUGGCUGAGUUCCCAGUUGAGCCGAAGAAUGCCAAGGUGCUCCUGACCUCGGUGGUUCUCGGUUGCGCAGAAGAGGUGCUGACUAUCGUGGCAAUGCUGUCAGUCGAGUCGGUCUUUUUCCGGCCAAAGGAAAAACAGGCUCAAGCCGACCAGAAGAAGGCCAAGUUCCACCAGCCCGAAGGUGACCACUUGACGUUGCUAGCAGUUUAUGAGGCUUGGGCGAACUCGAAGUUUUCGAACCCGUGGUGCUACGAGAACUUUAUCCAGGCGCGUGCUAUCCGCCGAGCUCAGGACGUGCGCAAGCAGUUGCUUUCCAUCCUGGACCGGUACAAAAUGGACGUGGUUUCCUGUGGCAAGAACUUCAACAAGGUCCGGCGCGCAAUUGUGGCAGGGUACUUCGCUAAUACGGCGAAGAAGGACCCGCAGGAGGGCUACCGUACCAUGGUUGAAGGCCAGCCCGUGUACAUUCACCCAUCCAGUGCGCUUUUCAACAAGAGCCCGGAGUGGGUGCUCUACCAUGAGCUGGUGCUCACCACGAAGGAGUACAUGCGCAAUAUCAUGACGAUCGAGCCCAAGUGGCUUGUGGAGCUGGCUCCAGCCUUCUUCAAGAAGGGCGACCCUACCAAGCUCUCGAAGCGCAAGCGCAACGAGAAGAUUGAGCCGCUGUAUGACCGCUUCAACCCGCCUGACUCGUGGCGUCUCAGCAAGCGUAGGGGGUAG
Phytophthora sojae is the source of this 3498-nucleotide messenger RNA. RefSeq lists its product as hypothetical. Gene Ontology annotation, cellular component: catalytic step 2 spliceosome; intracellular anatomical structure. Lineage: Eukaryota; Oomycota; Peronosporomycetes; Peronosporales; Peronosporaceae. The coding region runs from base 1 to 3498 and encodes 1165 amino acids. The transcript has 2 exons. The record is from RefSeq and is a predicted model, not a curated record. Gene Ontology annotation, molecular function: RNA helicase activity; RNA binding; ATP binding. Gene Ontology annotation, biological process: mRNA splicing, via spliceosome; spliceosomal complex disassembly.